This is a messenger RNA of Lodderomyces beijingensis, 663 nucleotides long. The record is from the annotation of a GenBank genome assembly. NCBI's taxonomy places the organism in Eukaryota, Fungi, Ascomycota, Pichiomycetes, Serinales, Debaryomycetaceae.
AUGAUCGAUCUACUUCGAGCACCCGUGGGCAAUGGAAGAAAAGCAUUGGUGUUGAUAAAGCUCCUUAACGCGCCCAUCAAAGUAAACGAAGUAAACUCCUUGAAAGGAGAAACAGAUGUGCCCAAAAAGGAGUGGUAUCUCGAAUUCACUUUGCACAAUGGUACCCCCUGCGUUGUCACAUCCAACAACAUCGAGUUGUACGAAGGAAACAUUUUGCUUGAAUACAUAGCAGCCAAUUACGACACCGAAAACAAAUUCCACUACAGUCUCGAAAAUUCACCAAGAUUGAAUUGGAAGCAAACCCAAUGGUUGUUUUUCCAAAGUUACCAUCAUGCGCAGAGAGCAGUAGCGCUAGCCGUGAUUUGGCUCAGGGAUAACCCCACGGAUACAAUCGCGAGGGAUUUUGCGUUGAAAUGCUUUGAUUCUGCCCUUAGGACAAUCGACGAGCAGAUCUCAAAGAGCAAGUCGGGGUGGUUUCUUGGUGAUAAGCUUACCAUUGUCGAUAUCGCCUUCCUUGUUGGUGAAGAGGGGCGCAGAGAAGUGACUCGCGGUACGGAUUGGUGGAUUGAUGCUGGGGAAAAGUACCCUCAUGCUGAAAAAUGGUAUCAAAGAGCAUUGAAUUUUGAUUCAAGUAUAAAGCAGAUAUUAGAUGAGUAUUCGUAG